AGUUGCUGAUGCUCCGAUCAAUCAGCUCCAAACUUUACCGAGUCCCGGCAGCCGACAGGCGGAGGGUACUCGCAUUGUCUUUAUGCUAAUAAUUCGCACCUCUCUCUCUCUCUUGCCCUCUGUGUUCGCGUCUCCAGAGCGCACUUAUAAAAAGCGAGGAUGCGUGGGUCAAGGAUCGAUUGAGUUUUAAGCUGCAUUUGUCGCCACCGUUCAAUCCGAGUGACUAGGUCGGUCAUGAGUUGUCUGGAUGUUAUGUAUCAUAAGUCUUAUGGAGCGCACCAGUACCUACCAUCAGCAGCCGCAGCCGCCUACACCGCAGCGUAUUAUCACCAUCACCACUCGCAGCAGCAGAAGUUAGCCCUGUAUAGUAAGAUGCAGGAGUCCAUGGAGAACAAUUCGCAAGGCAAAGAGAGCGAGAAGGAGCAGGCUCCCGAGGCAGAGUACAUCAGUUCCAGAUGUAUUCUGCUCACUUACGUCCAGGGAGACGUGGGCGCCGUGGUAGAUGAACAUUUCAACAGAGCCCUGAGCCACUUCAACGCGGACAGCCCGAGCUCAAAGACCCGCGCUUCAUCCAGCACCUUGUGGAAAGAAGGAUUGACGGUUUCUGCAAAUCAGAAGAACAGCUUCCCUGCUUCCUUCUGGAGUAGCACUUACCAGCCCCCCGCACCGUCCUGUCUGAGUGGCAACCAUCACGAUUUCUCCGCUGCGACCGGCGGCGUCUUUCAUUCCCCCGAUUCCAUGGCUUGGCCUGGACAUGGACUACACCAGGCGGGCGCGCCGCCGCCAAAUGCCGAGGCGUGGUCCUACACGUUGGCAUCGCAGGGGAGUCCCAGCUACCCACUAGUGCACGACGUUUACCCGCACAUGCACCACCCACACGCCCACCAUCAUAAUCCGCACCUAGACCCUCGGUAUGGGUCGCUGCUGGUGCCGUCCGUAAGGGCAGCCCGCAUUGCCGCAGCGCCGGCUGAGAUCACAAAGACAGAGGCUACUGCAGCCGCCGCUUCUCCCUGGACUGGAGCCUUUCAUGGGACCCUGGACAUGGUGCAGGGGGUUGACACAGGACGCCUACAUCAAGAGAAAAGUAAGGAGCCCACUUGGUUCUAAACCAAAGUGUUCCCCCUUUAUUCCACAACCUUUUAAGUUAAAAGUAUCUACGUCAUCUUGGUAUUCGCCUUUUGUAUGGUGGAUCUUUCCCCGGCUAACGAAAAAAUGCACCCUGCAUUCUACUGGAAUAAAAUUGGGUGUCAAACAGACUUGUUCUGGAACCAUUACAGUAUCUUCAGAAGAAUUGUUAUAAUGGAAAACAAAGGAGAUUCUAUUCUGAACAAACUGCCAUUUUUUUUAAAGAGGAAAAUAAAAAAAGAGUUUUCAAAGAGUGAUGAAGUACAUCAACAAGUAUUACUGCCACAAGAAAACAGAACUAUAUAUUUUCAGUGUCCAACAAUGGGUUUCGUAGUAUUUGAUGUUUUUAGGGGGUCAUUAACACAAGUAGAGUGAAUAUUUGCAUUGUACAUUUUCUGAGGGUGAAGCACUGGGUGGAUUAUUGUAUUAGGCACAACUGAGAAAAAAAAACUUUUAUUUUUGUGGUUUAAGAAGUAUGUGAAGUGUUGGAUUUUUUAAAUAAAUUUCUAAUACAGUGAUUGUUAAAAAUUGUAAUAUGACACUACCAGGGAUAUCUUCAUUUUUUCCUUACUUAUUUAAAUAUAGUUAACCAUUUGUGGACUGCAAUGGCACUUUUAUUAUGUCCUGAGAAAACAGGUUUAAAGUAUUUUCAUUUCCUUUUGUCUGCCAUAGGAACAUGCUCAAUGGCCAAUAUUUUUUUUGAGCAUUUGCAGUUUAGUUUUUCUGUGAACCUGUUGAUAAAACAAAGGAAAUUAUUUGGGAGGGGGCUGCUAGAGUAUCUCUCUGGAAUAAAAAUAAACAAAGAUAAAAGAGGACGGCGAUUACUGGGGUGCGCAAGAUUUGUCAUCAAGAUUCCGUAAAUAUAUUUAUUUUGAAAUGUUUUUAAAAAAGCGAUAAUUUGACUUAUUGCCAACAUUUUUAGCAGAAAAAUGAAAAUAUAAAAUGUUUCGUCUUAGAUCUAACUUUCUUUUCCAUUAAUUGCUUGUUGACAAAUGUAUCUGUACAAGUGAAUUAUUUUUGUCAUGAAAACUUUUUCCUAAGAAGAAAACUACUCCCAGUAGCAACAAACUUGGAAAUUACAGCUACUCUCCGACAUAGAGGCGAUAAUGCAGCAUUUUUCAACUUGGAAGGAAGUAUUUUGUACUCGACACUCCACGCUGUCGGAGAUCCAGCGGAUGAUAGUACUAAAAAAAAGAUAUAAUGGAAAAGGUACUGCACACAAAAAGCUGCCAACGAGUUUAAAGCGUAAAUAUUCCGGAAGGAGCGGUGUUUCCGAGCCAAUCCCCCCCCUCGCCCCGCCCCCCACCCCAGCAAUGCGUAACGUGAUAACGUGGUUAACUAACAAAUUUGAAAAUGUUAUUGAAGAGAAAAGGCGUCUUUGGAAAAAUAAUGAAUGGAGCCAGGAUUCUGUGUUGAACAUAUUCGUUUCGAGAUGUUACAUAUAUUGUUUGUUUAUAAUGAAAAUGCGUAUUGAGUCAGGCAAAAAAAAAAUGGGAACAUUUUGUAGCAAUUUUUUUCUGCGAAUGUCAGUAUUAUUUGUAUAAUAAAACGCAAAACUCGUUACUUAAAAA
Molecule: messenger RNA, 2696 nt
Organism: Amblyraja radiata (thorny skate)
Lineage: Eukaryota; Metazoa; Chordata; Chondrichthyes; Rajiformes; Rajidae
Gene: vgll3
Product: vestigial-like family member 3
Exons: 4
Coding region: 235-1107 (290 amino acids)
Biological process (GO): regulation of DNA-templated transcription
Cellular component (GO): nucleus
Source: RefSeq, a predicted model, not a curated record